Molecule: messenger RNA, 3878 nt
Organism: Artibeus jamaicensis (Jamaican fruit-eating bat)
Lineage: Eukaryota; Metazoa; Chordata; Mammalia; Chiroptera; Phyllostomidae
Gene: SLC28A3
Product: solute carrier family 28 member 3
Exons: 18
Coding region: 132-2204 (690 amino acids)
Biological process (GO): purine nucleoside transmembrane transport; pyrimidine nucleoside transport
Cellular component (GO): membrane
Molecular function (GO): pyrimidine- and adenosine-specific:sodium symporter activity; purine-specific nucleoside:sodium symporter activity
Source: RefSeq, a predicted model, not a curated record
CAUUUCCAAACUGAAGCACUGCCCAGGUUUCUCCAACAGUAGGUGGCCUGACAUCAGCAGAGGCUGUGUUCGUUUCCAGACAUCAGACAGGAAUUCAGAGACCAGAGAGUUCCAAGAGCAGCAAAGAGCUCAUGGAGCUGAAGAAUGUGACCACCUCUGAAGCUGAAGACUACAUGAACACUCGCUUCCAGAAUGAAGAAAACAUUCAUGAAAACCAGUACACAUCAGGAAAUGACUCCUUACGGAGUAGAGUUGUGCAAAACAGAGAACACGUCAACACCAAACAGGAUGAAGAGCAGGUCACCACUGAGCAGAAUUCUCUCAGAAAUGAAGAAGAUGAGAAGGAUGAUCAAGAGAUGCAUUCAAAAGGGUGUCUGGCAAGGAAGUACGCUACAGUCUAUGCUUUCUGUAGGAAACACAAAACAACCAUUAGGUACAUCAUCUGGAGCCUCCUAUUAGCAGUUUACCUGGGUUUGGUGAUCACAGCCUGCGUGCUAAAUUUUCAUAGAGCCCUUCCUCUUUUUGUGAUCACUGUGGCUGCCAUCUUCUUUGUGAUCUGGGAUCUCUUAAUGGCCAAAUAUGAAUCUCGAAUUGAUGAGUUCCUGUCUCCUGGCAGAAGACUUCUGGACAGCCAUUGGUUCUGGCUAAAGUGGGUAAUUUGGAGUUCCCUGAUCCUGGGGAUUAUUCUAUGGCUGUCCCUUGAUACCGCCAAACUGGGCCAACAGCAGCUGGUGUCCUUCGGGGGGCUCAGCAUGUAUAUUAUCCUGCUGUUUCUAUUUUCCAAGUACCCAACCAAAGUUUACUGGAGGCCCGUCUUUUGGGGACUUGGGAUACAGUUUCUUCUUGGGCUCUUAAUACUAAGGACUGAGCCAGGAUUCGUAGCCUUUGAUUGGUUGGGCAAACAAGUUCAGACAUUCUUGGGGUACACUGAUGCUGGUGCUUCAUUUGUCUUUGGUGAGAAAUUCACAGACCACUUCUUUGCAUUUAAGAUCCUGCCCAUCGUGGUUUUCUUCAGCACUGUAAUGUCCAUGCUCUACCACCUGGGACUGAUGCAGUGGAUCAUUAGAAAGGUUGGAUGGAUAAUGCUAGUUACUAUGGGAUCAUCUCCUGUUGAAUCUGUAGUUGCUGCUGGCAAUAUAUUCAUUGGACAGUCGGAGUCUCCACUGCUGGUCCGGCCUUACUUACCAUAUGUCACCAAGUCUGAACUCCACGCAAUUAUGACAGCUGGGUUUGCCACCAUUGCCGGAAGUGUGUUAGGCGCAUACAUCUCUUUCGGGGUUUCAUCCACCCACUUGUUAACAGCUUCAGUUAUGUCAGCACCUGCAUCACUGGCUGUUGCCAAACUCUUUUGGCCUGAGACAGAAACACCUAAAGUAACCCUCAAGAAUGCCAUGAAAAUGGAAAAUACUCAGUCAAGGAAUCUCUUAGAAGCCGCAACACAGGGAGCCUCCUCAUCCAUCUCCCUGGUGGCGAACAUCGCCGUGAAUCUGAUUGCCUUUAUAGCCCUGCUGUCUUUUGUGAACUCAGCCCUGUCCUGGUUUGGAAACAUGUUGGACUACCCACAACUGAGUUUCGAGAUAAUAUGCUCCUACAUCUUUAUGCCCUUCUCCUUCAUGAUGGGAGUGGACUGGCAGGACAGCUUUAUGGUCGCCAAACUCUUAGGUUAUAAGACAUUCUUCAAUGAAUUUGUAGCUUAUGAGCAACUCUCCAAAAUGAUCAAUUUAAGGAAAGAGGCUGGACCCAAGUUUGUGAAUGGUGUGCAGCAAUAUAUAUCGAUUCGCUCAGAGACAAUUGCCACGUAUGCUCUCUGUGGCUUUGCUAAUAUCAGUUCCCUAGGAAUAGUGAUUGGCGCACUCACAUCCAUGGCUCCUUCCAGAAAGAGUGACAUCAUCUCAGGGGCAGUGAGAGCUCUGAUUUCAGGGACCGUAGCCUGCUUCCUGACAGCCUGCAUCGCAGGCAUUCUCUCUGGCACUCCUGUGGAUGUCAACUGCCAUCACAUUUUAGAGAAUGUCUUCAACUCCAGUUUACCUAGAAACACCAUUGAUGUAGUAUCUUGUUGCCAGAGUCUACUGAACAGCACUGUUGCCAAUGGCCCUGGCAGGGUCAUCCCAGGAGGAAACCACAGCCUGUAUUCUCUGAAGAACUGCUGCCAAUUGUUGAGUCCAUCAACACUGAACUGCAGUUGGAUCCCUAAUGCAUUUUGAGUUCAGUCACUUCUCCAACAGAAUUCUAAGCACAGGUGCUGAAUUUUCUACUUCGGAGCGAAAAUAAAAACUAUUCUUACUUCUAUCACAGAAUCAGUGUUAAGUGGAAAGAAGAAAAACAGGAGUGAACCCUUUGACUCUACAGCAUCUUCCUUCAGAUCUACAAAAUCUUCCCUUCCCCAGCCCCUUCAGCACUGAGAAUUUCUAUGGCAUCCUGAAGUAACAUGUUGACUCCAGUCCCAAAAAUGUAGAAUUUCAGGACAUUUAACCAAAAUACAGGUAUCAAUGACAGCUCACAAAAAUUGUGCUAUGACUCAGCCACACCACUUGGUUCAAGUCUCAAAGUAGUCCAGAGUGGCUUGGUUUAAAAACAUCUCAGCAACUCAGGUGAGAUCAUUUUGCAUUCACCCUGGCUGAACUGAAAUAGCCUGAACAUGAAUCUCACAUGGAGGAGGACCAAUCAUGAGUCACCUACUCAUUGCUUGCCCUGAGGAAGUCUUGCAGAAAUCAAGUGUCCUUCAGGGGAGCACUUAGACCGUUCUAAAACUAAGUUAAAUUCCAUGUGUUUAGGGGAUUAUAUCAGUAAGUUUAAGCUAAACUGGUCUGCAGUAACAAAUAAGCCAAAAAUCUUGGUGGCUUACAACUUUGUUUUAAUUCACAUAAGUUUAUUGGGGUCAAUUCUGGCUGUACUCUAUGUUGUUUUCAUUUCCAAGACCCUGGCUAGAGGAGCAGGCCCUAUGUGGGGAAUGUUGGUCUUAUGAGAAAAAGAAGAAGAAAGGUGGGGACCACAUGAUGGCUCUUCAAAUUUCUGCUGGGAAGUGACACCUUCCACUUUUACUACAGUCUAUUAUCCAGAACUAAUCACAGGACAAACUUGAUGAAAAUGGCCAUAAGUGAAUUAUCCUGUCAUAGGGAGAGAUAGUGAAUAUUUUUAAGAAAUAAUAUGAUAGACCACAUGGGUGCAUAAUAUACACGACUCCCUUCAAAGAGUCAACCUGUUAUAGGGAAUAACUGUAAGCUCAUUCACAUGCAAAUUUAGUUACAUUCUUAGUAACAGGACUGGAAAAUGAUACUACACUUCAGUCAAAAAAAACCACAAAAGGAUCAUUUGAGGAAGAAAUGUAAGUCCUGGCUGAGAUCUGAAAACAUUCUACUGACCAGUAAAUCAUCAGCAUCAAACGUGCUUCUUCAAUGGGUUCUAAGACUUCUGUCUGAGAAGAAAGUUCCAGAGACAAUGAUGGGUGCUCUUUAAUGAAGUGCUUAUUACUAAUGGUCUUCAUACCAUAAAGACCACUUUAUGUGAGAAAAUACAAACACUAAUGAUUGAAUUCACACACACAUACACACACACACAAAAGAAUGUGAAAAAGGUUUUGAAAUACCUUCAGUGAUUUAUGUUUCCUUUUUGUUCAUGUACAAGAGUAAGUUUUUAAAAUCUGUGUAUAAAUAGUUGACUUUCUUUUGUACUGUUGUGGUGGUGAUGGUGGUGAUGAAGGAGCAAUCUAAAUGUCCAAAGAACUCUUUAUGUCUAAAGUAGAACAUACCAGGAUAUUUCUAAUUAUUGAUCUUUGUAUCACAUUUUUCUUGGAAUUCAAUGUGCCCUUUUUAUAUAUAGAAUUUCUUUUAUGAAAACAUAAAACAUAUAAAAUAAAACAUAUAUUUCAUUUCCCUCUA